This is a messenger RNA of Parathielavia appendiculata, 383 nucleotides long. RefSeq lists its product as uncharacterized. The record is from RefSeq and is a predicted model, not a curated record. The transcript has a single exon. Bases 99 to 305 code for a protein of 68 amino acids. NCBI's taxonomy places the organism in Eukaryota, Fungi, Ascomycota, Sordariomycetes, Sordariales, Chaetomiaceae.
AUAACAGCGAAUAUGCCGUUGGGGCAGAGUUCAAGGCGACACUUCGAGCAAGCAAGCAAGCAAAGUCGGGGGUGGACGUCAACUUUAGCUUCGCCGAGAUGCGCGCCGACGGCAGCUCUGCCGAGCGAGGAGAGAAUCAGAUGGAAGACACUGACUGCCAAGACGUCAAUUCAAGGAUAUGGUUGAGCGGAUCACAGACAAGAACAAGCCGUCGGAACCAGCUGGCCGGAGCCGUACACAGUACGCCAUACUACAUAGCUGGUGCUGGCGGCUGUCGUACCGGAGUUCGGACCGAAGCCAUCUGAAAAGUGGCAGCGAGAUUGGCAGGAUCAAGCACCCGGUUUGGACGGUGGGGUUCGCCGCCCUUCCAAUUUCGUCCAAAU